UGCUACUAUCACAGCCUUUUCUAAAGAAGCAGCUUUAAAUAUGUUCAUCAUCAUCAGCUCAGAAGGAUAUGAGGUCUUUGUGAACGGUUUGCGACAGUUUACAUUCAAGCACCGCUUUCCUGUAGAGGACGUUUCUACACUUGAUAUUUCUGGAGAUGUUACAAUCAACUACUUUGGAUUUGUUGAAAACUGGAGUGAAUCCUCAAUGUUUGUGAAACCGAAUGAAAUUCAAGACGUGUCUAUUACUUCCGAGAGUGUAAUCGAGGUCCCAUGUGAGAUUUCACAGACAAUCAGCAAACCUGAACUUCCAGAUGAUGGUGUAAUCUCAAAAGAAUUAAAGACAGACAUUGAUGUAAAUUUUGAAGUGGUUCAUCUAGAAGAUUCCACUGAUGCAAUGGACAUCAAACUUACUGAACAUGGAACUGAAAACUCAACUGAAUCCUCCAUAGUAACAGAUAGUAAAGAAAUCGUAGACAUGUCAUUUACCAUUGAGAGCCUGAUAGACAUCCCAUCAGAAAUUUCACAUCCAGUCAGCAAACCUGAACUUCCAUAUGUAGGUGUAAUCCAAGAAGGAUUAAAGACAGAUAUGGCUGUAGUCUUUCAAGGAGAUCUUCCAGCAGAUGCCAAAGAAUUCACAAUAAAUUUCAAGGGGGGUGAGAGUGAGGGGGAUGACAUCGCUUUUCACAUCAACCCUCGAAUUGGUGAUGUAGUCGUGCUAAACAGCUUUAGAAAUGGUGGUUGGGAGGAAGAGGAACAUGCUUCUAUCACAGCCUUUUCUAAAGAAGCAGCCUUGAAUAUGUUCAUCAUCAUCAGCUCAGAGGGAUAUGAGGUCUUUGUGAACGGUUUGCAACAGUUUACAUUCAAGCACCGCUUUCCUGUAGAGGACGUUUCUACACUUGAUAUUUCUGGAGAUGUUACAAUCAACUACUUUGGAUUUGUUGAAAACUGGAGUGAAUCCUCAAUGUUUGUGAAACCGAAUGAAAUUCAAGACGUGUCUAUUACUUCCGAGAGUGUAAUCGAGGUCCCAUGUGAGAUUUCACAGACAAUCAGCAAACCUGAACUUCCAGAUGAUGGUGUAACCUUAAAAGAAAUAAAAACAGACAUUGAUGUAAAUUUUGAAGUGGUUCAUCUAGAAGAUUCCACUGAUGCAAUGGACAUCAAACUUACUGAACACGGAACUGAAAUCUCAACUGAAUCCUGCACAGUAACAGAAAGUAAAGAAAUCGUAGACAUGUCAUUUACCAUUGAGAGCCUGAUAGACAUCCCAUCAGAAAUUUCACAUCCAGUCAGCAAACCUGAACUUCCAUAUGUAGGUGUAAUCCAAGAAGGAUUAAAGACAGAUAUGGCUGUAGUCUUUCAAGGGGAUCUUCCAGCAGAUGCCAAAGAGUUCACAAUAAAUUUAAAGAGGGGUGAGAGUGAAGGGGAUGACAUCGCUUUCCACAUCAACCCUCGAAUUGGUGAUGUAGUCAUGCUGAACAGCUUUAGAAAUGGUAGUUGGGAGGAAGAGGAACAUGCUUCUAUCACAGCCUUUUCUAAAGAAGCAGCUUUAAAUAUGUUCAUCAUCAUCAGCUCAGAGGGAUAUGAGGUCUUUGUGAACGGUUUGCGACAGUUUACAUUCAAGCACCGCUUUCCUGUAGAGGACGUUUCUACACUUGAUAUUUCUGGAGAUGUUACAAUCAACUACUUUGGAUUUGUUGAAAACUGGAGUGAAUCUUCAAUGUUUGUGAAACCAAAUGAAAUUCAAUACGUGUCUAUUACUUCCGAGAGUGUAAUCGAUGUCCCAUGUGAGAUUUCACAGACAAUCAGCAAACCUGAACUUCCAGAUGAUGGUGUAAUCUCAAAAGAAAUAAAGACAGACAUUGAUGUAAAUUUUGAAGUGGUUCAUCUAGAAGAUUCCACUGAUGCAAUGGACAUCAAACUUACUGAACAUGGAACUGAAAACUCAACUGAAUCCUCCAUAGUAACAGAAAGUAAAGAAAUCGUAGACAUGUCAUUUACCAUUGAGAGCCUGAUAGACAUCCCAUCAGAAAUUUCACAUCCAGUCAGCAAACCUGAACUUCCAUAUGUAGGUGUAAUCCAAGAAGGAUUAAAGACAGAUAUGGCUGUAGUCUUUCAAGGAGAUCUUCCAGCAGAUGCCAAAGAAUUCACAAUAAAUUUCAAGGGGGGUGAGAGUGAGGGGGAUGACAUCGCUUUUCACAUCAACCCUCGAAUUGGUGAUGUAGUCGUGCUAAACAGCUUUAGAAAUGGUAGUUGGGAGGAAGAGGAACAUGCUUCUAUCACAGCCUUUUCUAAAGAAGCAGCCUUGAAUAUGUUCAUCAUCAUCAGCUCAGAGGGAUAUGAGGUCUUUGUGAACGGUUUGCGACAGUUUACAUUCAAGCACCGCUUUCCUGUAGAGGACGUUUCUACACUUGAUAUUUCUGGAGAUGUUGCAAUCAACUACUUUGGAUUUGUUGAAAACUGGAGUGAAUCCUCAAUGUUUGUGAAACUGAAUGAAAUUCAAGACGUGUCUAUUACUUCCGAGAGUGUAAUCGAUGUCCCAUGUGAGAUUUCACAGCCAGAACUUCCAGAUGAAGGUGUCACGUCAGAAGAAAUAAAGACAGACUUUGAUGUAAACUUUGAAGUGGUUCAUCCUGAAGAUGCCACUGAUGCUGUGAACAUCGAAAUUACCGUCCGUGGAUGUGAAAUCUUGAGUGAAUCCUCCAUAGUAACAGAAAGUAAAGAAAUCGUAGACAUGUCAUUUACCAUUGAGAGCCUGAUAGAUAUCCCAUCAGAAAUUUCGCAUCCAGUCAGCAAACCUGAACUUCCAUAUGUAGGUGUAAUCCAAGAAGGGUUAAAGACAGAUAUGGCUGUAGUCUUUCAGGGAGAUCUUCCAGCAGAUGCCAAAGAAUUCACAAUAAAUUUCAAGGGGGGUGAGAGUGAGGGGGAUGACAUCGCUUUCCACAUCAACCCUCGAAUUGGUGAUGUAGUCGUGCUAAACAGCUUUAGAAAUGGUAGUUGGGAGGAAGAGGAACAUGCUUCUAUCACAGCCUUUUCUAAAGAAGCAGCCUUGAAUAUGUUCAUCAUCAUCAGCUCAGAGGGAUAUGAGGUCUUUGUGAACGGUUUGCGACAGUUUACAUUCAAGCACCGCUUUCCUGUAGAGGACGUUUCUACACUGGAUAUUUCUGGUGAUGUUACAAUCAACUAUUUUGGAUUUGUUGAAAAAUGGAGCAUAUCUUCCUUGGCACUGAAAAAUAAGGAAAUCACUGCAAGCCCUUCUAUGACACUCGUUCCAAUUACAUCAGACAAACUUGCACUUCCAUUUGUGGGCACCAUCCCGGGUGGAAUAAAAGCAGAUAUGGCUGUACUCAUUUAUGGGAAAAUUUUUGCAGAAUCUAAUGAGUUUGAAAUUAACUUCCAAACACACCAGUCUUCUGAUGAUUUUGCUUUUAACAUCAAUCCACAAAUUGUUCGUUUUCUGGUGCUAAGCAGUCUCAGAAAUGAUAGUUGGAAGAGGGAAGAUUUUGCUUCAGACAAGGGAGCAGCCUUCAAUUUGUUUGUUGUUAUCAAAUUAGAAGGUUAUGAGGUCUAUGUAAAUGGCCUGCAGUAUUGUAUGUUCAAGCAUCGCAUGCCUUUAGAAACCAUCUCUUCACUUGGCAUUCGUGGGGAUGUUUUUGUCAAUUUUAUUGGUUUUAUUGAUAACUGGAGCAGUUCUUCUAUGGUUUUGGAAAAUAUUAAAAUCACAAGCUUGGAAAAACCAUACUGGAAACCAAUAUCAAUCCCACCAGAGGUUUCACAUCCAGUCAGCAACCCUACCCUUCCUUAUGUAGGAAUAAUCCCAGGAAAGGCAAGACCGAAUAUGGCUGUCUUGUUUCAAGGGGCUCUUCCUACAGAUGCCAAUACGUUUACAAUAAAUUUCCAAACUGGUGAAUCUGAUGGUGAUGACAUCGCUUUUCACAUUAACCCCAAAUUUGGCCAUUAUGUGGCACUUAACAGUUUCAGAGACAGUAGCUGGGAGACUGAGGAAUUGGUUUCUGACAAACUUUUCACCAAAGGAGCUUCCUUUAAUAUGUUUGUUGUCAUUAAAUCAGAAGGCUAUGAGGUCUAUGUGAAUGGUUUGGAACUUUGCACAUUUAAACAUCGAAUUCCAUUAGAGAACAUUUCUACGCUCAGCAUUUUUGGAGAUGUUUCCAUCAAUUUCAUUGGCUUUAUUGAGGCCUGGAGCACAUUUUCCUUCAUCAUAGAAAAUAAUGAAAUCACAGGCAUGCGGAGCUCGUCCUGGAGAUACUCAUCCCAUCAGAUGAUCAAGGCACUUGGAGAUUCUUAAUUCAAAAAUUAUAAUGAAAACUAUGAAAGUUUUCAUAACUGUGCUGAAUUUU
Silurus meridionalis is the source of this 4355-nucleotide messenger RNA. RefSeq lists its product as uncharacterized. Bases 41 to 4303 code for a protein of 1420 amino acids. The record is from RefSeq and is a predicted model, not a curated record. The transcript is spliced from 39 exons. NCBI's taxonomy places the organism in Eukaryota, Metazoa, Chordata, Actinopteri, Siluriformes, Siluridae. Gene Ontology annotation, molecular function: carbohydrate binding.